CGACCAAAAGUCUCACGUUCGUCAUUCACACAAGGCGGUUGUAGACUCUCGCCUUCCGCCAACGCCUUGAUUGCUUCAACAUGACCGCCGGCACGCCAACGCGACACCUUGCAACGCGCGGCGGUGCUGCUACGAAGUACUUCGACCAUGCCAGUGCUCCACGCGUCAACACCGAUAUAAUAGUCGUCGAGGCUCUUCGUCGCGAGUAUCCUCAACUGCAUCUCACUGUAGUGCCUCAAUUUAACUGCAAUAUCCUUGGCUUCGCUGCGGCGGGGAACGCCGCUGCAGCACCAAUCGACAGCGAGCAAGAUCGGCUCUCCACACGCACAUAUAGUGCUCCACCUAGCAGACUGGAUGAGAGCAGAGAGUACGUGAUAUUUGUGGCAGAAGGAAGAGAUGGAACUGGGCCUUAUCCAGUCUUGAAUCAGUAUGUCCUGUCACCUUCUGUCGAGGCGACAAACAACCUUCUACUAGAAGUGGGUGCAUGGAGCAGUCAACUUCACAACGAAGUCUGGGUCUUCGAUGGUGGACGAUGGCAGAAGAGUGCCGAGUUGUGGCAAAGUGUACAGAACUCUCACUGGGAGGACGUCAUCCUGGAUGAAAGCAUGAAAAAAACAUUGAUUGACGACGUGGCCAAUUUCUUCGACAGCCGCGAUGCUUACGCCCGCCUGAAGGUUCCAUGGAAACGCGGUCUCAUCUACUAUGGUCCACCUGGAAAUGGCAAGACCAUAAGUAUAAAGGCUACGAUGAACAGUCUUUAUGCUCGUGAACGACCCGUGCCGACUCUCUACGUACGGACUCUCGCGAGUUAUGGUGGCCCGGAGUACAGCCUGAACCAGAUCUUCCAGCUCGCUCGUCGCGAGGCGCCCUGCCUACUCGUGUUUGAGGACCUCGACAGCAUUGUGAAUGACCGAGUUCGCUCUUACUUUCUCAACGAAGUCGAUGGGAUCCGCAAGAACGAUGGUAUCCUCAUGAUCGGCUCCACCAACCACCUAGAAAGGCUGGAUCCUGGCAUUUCUAAGCGACCAUCGCGAUUCGACCGCAAAUACUUAUUUCCGAAUCCCAACGAAGAGCAGCGUGCAGCCUACAUGAAAUACUGGCAAGGGAAGCUCGCAGACAACAAAGAUCUGGAAUUCCCGGACAAGCUCUGUCCCGCCAUUGCCAAGAUCACGCCCAAAUUCUCCUUUGCUUAUCUCCAGGAAGCCAUGGUCGCGACGUUACUUGCUAUUGCGCGCCAUGGUCAAGGAAAGGUUGCGACUCGUACAACUUGCGUGGGCUGCUCGCACAUCCACGAGAAAACUGCUCCUGGCGCUGUUUGCAAUGUUGAGCCUGUCGAAGUGUUCACAGAGCUAUAUUAUUUUGCCUUGAGGGUGCGUGCUGUGGACAACGACGAUCCUGAUUUGGACAAUUACGUCUUGUGGAGGGAGAUCAAGCGACAGGUCCGAAUUCUGAAGGAAAUGAUGGGUGCCGACGAUGGGACCGAAUCCGAGCAUUAGAAGUAACGACUUUGUACGAAUUUAUGAUUUAUCUUCCUUGAACUUUCCGGCAGUCGUAAGUCGCUCAACGCAACCUAUGAUAUUCUACGCCGAAGCGCGUCACUGCACAUCGACGAUACUCCGAUUAGACUCGGCCAUGUGAUUCAUGACCCGCGGAUGAGUACAUCUUACCGCACAAGCGCACUCGCACUACGGAGGGAAGAGCGACAGACA
This is a messenger RNA of Dissoconium aciculare CBS 342.82, 1709 nucleotides long. RefSeq names its product P-loop containing nucleoside triphosphate hydrolase protein. The record is from RefSeq and is a predicted model, not a curated record. NCBI's taxonomy places the organism in Eukaryota, Fungi, Ascomycota, Dothideomycetes, Mycosphaerellales, Dissoconiaceae. Gene Ontology annotation, molecular function: ATP hydrolysis activity; ATP binding. The transcript is spliced from 2 exons. Gene Ontology annotation, biological process: protein import into peroxisome matrix. Gene Ontology annotation, cellular component: cytosol; peroxisomal membrane. The coding region runs from base 81 to 1496 and encodes 471 amino acids.